UUUGGGGUGUAUUGGGGGGAAGUUCCCAAGUGUUACUAAUGAGAUUAUAAUAAGCUCCCGCCAAAGAGACGGUCACAUCGGCACGUGGUCGCUGAUUCCGCCAGUUAUUAAACUACUGCGACUUUCCAGUAAAACCGUUGAGACCCAACCCCUCCCCAGCUGUAGCUAGCUGUCUCAAUCCCCCAUGUGACCAUCCCCUCCAAAGCCUCUGGGCCUGAAAAGGAGAAAGGAAAAAUAGAACCCAUUCAGAGAAACAAUGUACAGAAUAGAGACCACCACCACCACCACCACCACCACCACCACCACCACCACCACCGCCACCUCCACCACCAAUCUAGUCUAAUGAGAAGAGAAUCAGCAGAAGCAGGAAAAAGAGAGUUGUUGUGGUGGUGGUUAUUAUUGUGGGUUUCAUCUCUUCACCACCACUCAAAGAAUUGUGUACAAAGGACAUUUCAUAGAGUUUGGUUGGUUGGUUGGUUUGCUUAGUUUUUCCUUUGCUCUCCUCUUAAUUAUUUCUCUACUUCACCUUCUUUUUCAUUCUCUCUCUCUCUCCAUCUCUUUAUCUUUUUAAAUUGUGUGUUGGAAAGAUUAAAUGGCACAGUUGCCUCCCAAAAUUCCAAAUAUGGCUCCCAAUUGGGCUAAUUUCCCUCACCAGAGGAUACCCUCCAUGGGAAAUUUGAUGCCCAACACCACCCAGCAACCUUCUUGGGUCGACGAAUUCCUUGAUUUCUCGGCUGCAAAGCGUGGGGCUCAUCGGAGAUCUGUCAGCGACUCAAUCGCCUUCCUUGAGGCCCCCUUGAUCGAAGAAUGCCGUAAUUCUCCGACCUCCCUGGGGCCUAGCAACAUUGACUUCGACAAGUUGGACGACGAGCAGCUCAUGUCUAUGUUCUCCGACGAUAUAUCCGGGAAUGUACCUCCCACGGUGUCGUCUUCGAAUCCCUCCACGCCUUCGGAUCACAACAGCAUUAAUGACGACAAGCCAACCCACUCCGAUCAGCAGCAAAAGAACGAACCAGCCGAGGUCCAGAGCUCAUGCAAACCAGACCCACAAAUCCCCCCACCCUCAAAUGCCACCGGCGAAUCUAUUGUCGAUCCCAAGAGGGUCAAGAGGAUUCUAGCAAACCGGCAAUCCGCACAGAGGUCACGAGUGAGGAAGCUACAAUACAUCUCCGAGCUGGAGAGGAGUGUAACCACGUUACAGACGGAAGUCUCAGCAUUGUCACCGAGAGUUGCAUUUCUGGACCAUCAACGCUUGGUUCUGAACGUCGACAACAGUGCUCUUAAGCAACGGAUAGCCGCUCUAGCUCAAGAUAAGAUUUUCAAGGAUGCUCACCAAGAAGCAUUGAAGAAGGAGAUAGAGAGACUAAGGCAAGUUUAUCAUCAACAGAAUCUAAAGAAGAUGAGGAAUGCUACACAACCAGCUCCUGACAACCAUGGUUGUACUGAGAAGGAACUGGUGCUGAAUUGAGGGAGAGAGAGAGAGAGAGAGAAAUAGAGAGUAGGACUGAGAGGGGACUGAGGGAGGGAGAGAAGAAGGUUGAGAGGCUGUGGUGCAUUCUGCUAACCUGCUCAUUCACGUGAUGUGUUUCUCUUUGGUGUUAGGUGGGGUCCCUGACAAGGUUAUGAGGUUGGAAGGCAGGAAAAGGACACGUGGGCUUCUCUGAUUCUUGUAUGUUACAAAAGAGAUGGUGGGUGGUGAUUGGGUGAGGAAGAUUGUUUUGCUUGAAAGUGUUUAGGGAAGGGUAGAAGCAAUGGUGGUGAUUCUUUUCUGUAUUUCUAUUAUCAUUGAUUUUUUUUUUCUGUAUUUCUGUUUAAAUUAUUUUGAGAGGGGGAAGGAGGCAAAGCAAUGGAUUGUGGUUUGUGGGCGGGGGUCUUGUGUUGGAAUGUAUGAAAGUCAGGACUGUCAGGGGCCUUUGAUGUCUGAUUGUUGUACCCUUUUUUUUUGUGUUUUUUUUUUUUUUUUUUUCCCUUGGGCGUAAAUAAUGUUCUAUGCCUGUUCUAUUUUUUUUUUUCUCUCAAAAAAUUGUAGAAAAAGAACUUAAAUUUGCUUAAAUUUACUCUGAAAUAUGGCUUAAAUUUUCUCA
Molecule: messenger RNA, 2084 nt
Organism: Nelumbo nucifera (sacred lotus)
Lineage: Eukaryota; Viridiplantae; Streptophyta; Magnoliopsida; Proteales; Nelumbonaceae
Product: basic leucine zipper 34-like
Biological process (GO): positive regulation of DNA-templated transcription
Cellular component (GO): nucleus
Molecular function (GO): DNA-binding transcription factor activity; DNA binding
Source: RefSeq, a predicted model, not a curated record